AUGCCUCCUCGUCGCCGUACAGCAAACAAUGGGCAGUCAACCCUAGCCUUUGGCUCCCAGGCUCGAGUUACCAAACCAGUCACCGCACCCCAGACCAAGGCCCUCGACUCGCUCCGAACUAAAUCUCCCUCAACCCCCGAACCUCAGCUUUCCGACGUACCGGAAACCUCUAAGCCUCACGUCGCGGAACUAGUCGUGCGCCAACAGGCCACCACCGAGGUUCAGGCGCCGCACACGGAGGAGGACAAGCGGGCGCUGGAGUUGAACAAGCAGGACAUUUGGCGGUAUUGGCGGACUCAAGAUGAGACUCGCUUAGCACCUCCUGCGCACCAAGAGGGAAUCGACAUGGAAGAAAAGAUUCUGAGACAUUUUGAUCUCUCAAGUCAAUAUGGGCCCUGCAUCGGAAUCGCUCGAAUCAAGCGCUGGCGCCGUGCCAACCAAUUGAAACUCAACCCUCCUAUUGAAGUUCUUGCGGUUCUUCUGAAAGGGAAAGACACGAAACAGCGGGCAUACAUCGAUGAGCUGUUGUCAUGA
Molecule: messenger RNA, 534 nt
Organism: Penicillium salamii
Lineage: Eukaryota; Fungi; Ascomycota; Eurotiomycetes; Eurotiales; Aspergillaceae
Source: the annotation of a GenBank genome assembly